Messenger RNA from Paramuricea clavata, 1248 nucleotides. The record is from the annotation of a GenBank genome assembly. Lineage: Eukaryota; Metazoa; Cnidaria; Anthozoa; Malacalcyonacea; Plexauridae.
AUGCUAUCAGUUACAUGGCAUAGUAAAAGUGAAAAUAUUUACUUCAAAGGUGAAAAAGGCAGCGAUCUCACCACACGAGUAUAUUCCUACAUAAAUCUGGGGCUCGGGGAGAGUGAUCAAACGGUGGUGAGUGGAAGUCCUACAGAAACCGAGCUAGAAAAGUCCAUCGAAAGUCUGUUAGCUAGCAAGAAUGAACAUAUGAAUGAUAUUAAUAAAACUAAAGAUAUACCAACUAACGAGGGAGCUAGCGAGGAUGAGAAUACGAGUGAUAUUGAAAAAACCGAAGAUACAUCAACUAAAGAGGGUAAUCCUGUAAAGGCUUCAAAUCGACAUCUUGAUUUUAGUAACAGUAUUAUUCAUGAAGCCCAAAGUUCAAAGGAAGAAACGAACACAAACUUGUCAACAAGUGUAAAUUUGCAUAAAGAACCAAUGAAUUUGCAUAGAGUGCCUCAUUCCUAUAUUCCUUUGGGAGACCCGAACAAAAACUAUAAUCCGGAGUUUGAUAUCGGAGCAUUGAAAUUUAAGCUGGAGAGCUUUGCUGAGAACGUCGACAGCAAAUUUCAAGCUCUUACAAAAGAAGUGGCUGACAUUAAAGAAAAUAAAGUUUAUUCGAUUAUAAUUCUCGAGAACACUGUCCAUGAAUUAAAGAAAGAGAAAUAUGACCUAAUCAAAGCUAACAACGACUUAAGAGAGAAGAACGAAGUAUUACAUCAAAAAAUUUCGGAUUUUAAUUCGACAGUACAAAGAUUGGAAGAUGAGAAGCAGAGUCUAAUCACAACCCUAAAGCUAGUUCAAAAGGAAACUCAAACUGUUCAGCCGGAUUUGAAUGACAGAAUGCAAAACCUUGAAAACGAAAAUAAGAGCUUAUCAACGGCAUUAACACUCUUGCAACACGAAUUAGAUAAUACUCAACAACAUAAAUGGAAAGUUGUAAAGACGAAGUAUAAUAAACCACCUUCAGAGACCCCAGCAGGAUCAAAUACUAUUGAAACAAAAAAUCAAUAUACAACCCUUAGGGUCACUGAUGCUGAACAUGACGAUAUUCCAGCAAGACUGAAUACCCAACAGAUUCUAGAUGAAACUUCGAAUACAACCAAACACAGCAACAUACAGAUGGUUGGAAAAAGCAGUGGUCCAUCAAAUUCUAAUGAGUCAAGUCGUGACUCACAACGUAGUCAACCUAGAAUAGCUAUCCUCGGAGAUUCGAUGAUUAAACAUUUGGACACCAAACGAAUGCAGAAUGAUUGA